Messenger RNA from Sarcophilus harrisii (Tasmanian devil), 4007 nucleotides. RefSeq names its product cytohesin 3 (gene CYTH3). The record is from RefSeq and is a predicted model, not a curated record. Gene Ontology annotation, molecular function: guanyl-nucleotide exchange factor activity. Gene Ontology annotation, biological process: regulation of ARF protein signal transduction. Lineage: Eukaryota; Metazoa; Chordata; Mammalia; Dasyuromorphia; Dasyuridae. The transcript has 12 exons. The annotation marks the transcript as partial.
UUUACAAAUUUUUUUUUAGUGCCUGAUGAUCUCUCAGUGGAGGAGAGAGAAGAACUUUUAAACAUUCGUCGCAGAAAAAAAGAGCUUAUUGAUGAUAUAGAGAGGCUAAAAUUUGAAAUUACAGAAGUGAUGACAGAGAUCGAUAACCUAACUUGUGUAGAGGAGAGCAAAACUACCCAGAGGAAUAAGCAAAUAGCUAUGGGAAGAAAGAAAUUCAACAUGGAUCCUAAAAAGGGAAUUCAAUUUCUUAUAGAAAAUGACCUGCUGCAGAGUACCCCAGAAGACAUAGCCCAGUUCCUUUAUAAAGGAGAAGGACUAAAUAAAACUGUAAUUGGGGACUACCUUGGUGAAAGAGAUGAAUUUAACAUUAAAGUUCUUCAAGCUUUUGUUGAACUCCAUGAAUUUGCUGAUCUCAACCUUGUACAAGCUUUAAGGCAGUUCCUGUGGAGUUUCAGGCUUCCAGGGGAGGCUCAGAAAAUUGAUCGCAUGAUGGAAGCUUUUGCUUCACGCUACUGUCUCUGCAACCCUGGAGUCUUCCAGUCUACAGAUACAUGCUAUGUGUUGUCUUUUGCCAUCAUCAUGCUAAACACCAGCCUCCACAACCACAAUGUGAGAGAUAAACCAACAGUGGAACGAUUCAUAUCUAUGAACCGAGGCAUUAAUGAGGGUGGGGAUCUCCCAGAGGAAUUAUUGAGGAAUUUAUAUGAAAGUAUUAAAAAUGAGCCAUUUAAGAUUCCGGAAGAUGAUGGAAAUGACUUGACACACACAUUUUUUAAUCCAGAUAGAGAAGGCUGGCUAUUGAAAUUAGGUGGGAGAGUGAAAACCUGGAAGAGACGGUGGUUCAUUUUGACAGAUAAUUGUCUCUAUUACUUUGAAUACACAACAGAUAAAGAACCCAGAGGAAUCAUCCCUUUGGAAAAUCUUAGCAUAAGAGAAGUAGAAGAUCCCCGGAAACCUAAUUGUUUUGAGCUCUAUAACCCAAGCCAUAAAGGACAGGUCAUAAAAGCCUGUAAAACAGAGGCUGAUGGCAGAGUGGUGGAAGGCAACCAUGUCGUAUACAGAAUAUCUGCCCCAACCCCGGAAGAGAAGGAAGAGUGGAUCAAAUCAAUCAAAGCAAGUAUCAGCAGGGAUCCUUUUUACGAUAUGCUGGCAACAAGGAAAAGAAGAAUUGCCAAUAAAAAAUAGCACUCUGCUGUUUGGGCAGUGAUUCAUCCACGUUCCAUGGAGCAUGAACUCAAGAGUUCAAACAGGUAAAAAAGAAAAAAUUUAGAGAAAAACUGGUCAAAGAACUCUCUCAUUGGAGUACAAGAUGAUGCAGAAAACCUUCUGCAAGAUAACUCACCAGAAAACAAGUACUUUACAUAGAAUCCUGCAGAUGACAUUCCAAGGAUGAAUGUAUGGGAAUUUAAUUAUCUAAACAGAAGACAUGGAAGCCUUAUAUAUGCUUUGGAUUUUCAAUAACCUGGAGAAAAGAAUCAGGCUGAGAGACAUGAACUAUCUUCCCUUCCUAUUUAUUGAGCAUCUUGCUCAGGAUGGGGGAGAUGUUAGGAAAUACUUUUCUUAGGAUUUUUAGCCAGUUAGAAUUCUUUGUUAUACAGCCACCAGAAUUGGUGUACAGUAUGAUCCAGAACUUGUUUUCUCUAUGUGAAGAACUUUCCUGCCAAUUGUAUAACACAUAACCAUUAGUGGCAAAGCAAAUCAUUCCAAAUUCAAUUGUUUGAUAGAAAGAGCCACCACUUUUUUAUUUAGAACUUUUUUCCUCUGAUAUAUAGGAAUAUAGCUUUUAUAUACCUUUUUAUAUUCUGAAAUUAUAACAAAAUUAACUUUUACUUUCUAUCUAACAAUAGUAUUUUUAGAAUGGCAGCUAUAAAUUUAAUUUAACUCCUGGGCACAAGUACAAUGUGCACAGAAAAUAUGCAGCUCCCAAAGGUAAAAGCUUUGGAAAAGAAAAAAAAAGCAGUUUGAGUAGUAGCUAUAGACAAUUGAGGUGGUUUCAAGUCUAUGCUUACUGCUGCCAUGGAGACAGAAUUAGAUGAGGGAUAAGGUAAAAGGCAGUAUUAUCCUUUUAUCAAGAUACUUAAUUUGACAAGUACUAGAAUCCUGUGCGAAUAGCUGGUUAUGUGGAACAUAGAAGAUAGAGGUAUCCAGGAAUCUUUGAAUUUUUAGCAUUUAUUUGGGGGAGGGAGGAGAGGAAGUCUUCCUUAAUAGCAUCUGAAUCAGAUCACACACAAAAAUUUGGCUUUAAUUUGCCCCAGAACUAAGCAUUAAAUCUAGUAGUAAAUAGCAGAGUGGUGAGAGGAAAAGGGAACUUUUCUUUUCUAACCUUAGCUGAGAAGGUGCCUUAACUUUUAUGUGGCAUUUUUUUUUUUGCCCCAAAAGUAUUUUCUUAAAAAAAAAAAAAGGCAAUUUAUCAUUAUUAAGGACAACUAUCCUGUGGUGUUGAUACUGUAAUUGUUGAUUCUUAGAAGAGGGAAAUCCUCCAAACAGAAACAUGUAAUUCAUGUAUCUGACUGGCCUAGGGGAGCCUGUUCUCUGCUAUCUGUGCUCUAAAAUCUUAAGAUGAAAUAAAGUAUUAUUGCUUUUAUUCCAUGACCUUAUUAGGAGAUGACCAAACUUAAUAGAAUGAACUAGAAAUAAUUUGUGAGCUCUCUUUCCUCUUGCAACACACUUUACGCUUGUUGUGAAAUAUUUAAUAUUCCAUCAUAUGAGGGACAAAGUAAACUGUGGGGCAAAUGCAUAAUUUAAAUGUAUAAGCAUUUUCUUAAUUGCAUGGCACUUGAAGGUGUGUUUAAAACAGGUCAAAUUACAAAUCUAUCAAGUAUAUCAAUGGAACUUUGGAAAUUCCUUGAAAGUAUAGAGUUUUUAGAAUACUUAAUAUUAACCUCAUAAAUAAUAGCACAGGUGAUAAUCGCAUGGAUAUAUUAGAGACAAAAGAAUGGGUUUGUAGUAAUGGGAUAUUUUAGCCUGGAAUCACAAAAGAAAAUCUAAAAUUACCAAAGUCUAGGGAAUGCAAAAUAAAUUACGGGGCUACAGAUUGGACCAACUAAUAGAUUUCUUUAAUAACACAAUUUUAUUUCAAUGAUCACAUCCAUUUAAAUGCAGGACAUAAAUGUUCUCCCUAGGAGUCCCUCUAUGAAGAUGACUAUGUGGAUAAAAUUUAGUAUUAGAUGAUGUCACCAUCCUUGGCGUUAUCUCCUCUUUCACAAAUGAAAAUUACAAACUAGGCAUCUUCUCCGGCCAGAAAACUUUAAUAAAUUUGUCUCGCCUACACAAGCUAUGUGAUAGACAUAGCACAAGGAUUCAGAAUAUAUGGGUGGUUUUAGUUCCUUCCUGCUGCAAAGUCUAAGUCAGGGAAAACCUCAGAUUUCAAGUUCACUUUUUAUGCCUUUGUCAGACUCAAUGGUGGAAGUAAACAUUUAUGUGAUCUAGCUCUUCGAUGAAGCUAAGGCUUGGUAAUUGUGUGAAGGCACCAAUUCAGACCAUUCAAAGGGAAAGGUGCAUUAUGGAAUAGAUGGCAUCCAAAGGUAUCUGAAAUCACUAUUUCUACUCAUUUUUCAAAUUGCUUUGUUCCUGAGUCUUGGAGGGCUUUUAAAAGGUACCGUAAUCUCUUAGCAAAUUUAAAAUGUAGGAAAUUUUAAGUUUUGGUUUUGAGAAAGUACCUCUGCUACUCCUCAUUUGUAUAUAUGCAAUUUUGGGUUUUAGCUUUCCAUGAAAGAGCCUCAUGGUAUAAUACACCAAAUCAAAUGUUGCUUAUUGAUUAUAGAAAUACUCAUCAGCCUAGGAUCAGGCAGUCUCUCAUCCACAACAGCAGUCUUUUUUUUUAAUGGUUCAUUUUGUUGAAAACCUUGAGCACUUAAUUUUCCAUGUUUUCUCUCUCAUUACUUCUUAGAACUGUUCUUUAAAAAAAAAAAAAAAAGUCUUUGGUGCAAGGGAGUGGGGGUGGGGGCAGGUACUUUUCUGAUUUUGACCUCAACCAUAUCGGUUUAAAAAAAAAAAAAAAAAAAAAG